This is a messenger RNA of Columba livia (rock pigeon), 540 nucleotides long. Its product is annotated as olfactory receptor 14J1-like. Gene Ontology annotation, molecular function: olfactory receptor activity; odorant binding. Gene Ontology annotation, biological process: G protein-coupled receptor signaling pathway. The annotation marks the transcript as partial. Gene Ontology annotation, cellular component: membrane. NCBI's taxonomy places the organism in Eukaryota, Metazoa, Chordata, Aves, Columbiformes, Columbidae. The transcript has a single exon. The record is from RefSeq and is a predicted model, not a curated record.
AAACCCCUGCACUACGGGACCCUCCUGGGCAGCAGAGCUUGUGUCCACAUGGCAGCAGCUGCCUGGGCCACUGGGUUUCUCAAUGCUCUGCUGCACACGGCCAAUACAUUUUCACUGCCCCUGUGCAAGGGCAAUGCCCUGGGCCAGUUCUUCUGUGAAAUCCCCCAGAUCCUCAAGCUCUCCUGCUCACACUCCUACCUCAGGGAACUUGGGCUUAUUGUGGUCAGUGUCUGCUUAGCAUUUGGCUGUUUUGUGUUCAUUGUGGUGUCCUAUGUGCAGAUCUUGAGGGCCGUGCUGAGGAUCCCCUCUGAGCAGGGACGGCACAAAGCCUUUUCCACCUGCCUCCCUCACCUGGCCGUGGUCUCCCUGUUCCUCAGCACUGCCAUGUCUGCCUACCUGAAGCCCCCCUCUAUAUCCUCUCCUUCCCUGGACCUGGUGGUGUCUGUUCUGUACUCGGUGGUGCCUCCAGCAGUGAACCCCCUCAUCUACAGCAUGAGGAACAAGGAGAUCAAGGAUGCCCUGAGGAAACUCAUAUCUUAG